Messenger RNA from Neogale vison (American mink), 2584 nucleotides. It is a transcript of the gene PTPRE, whose product is annotated as protein tyrosine phosphatase receptor type E. NCBI's taxonomy places the organism in Eukaryota, Metazoa, Chordata, Mammalia, Carnivora, Mustelidae. The record is from RefSeq and is a predicted model, not a curated record. The coding region runs from base 3 to 2108 and encodes 701 amino acids. Gene Ontology annotation, biological process: protein dephosphorylation. The transcript has 19 exons. Gene Ontology annotation, molecular function: protein tyrosine phosphatase activity.
CCAUGGAGCCCUUCUGUCCGCUCCUGCUGGCCGGUGUUAGCUUGCCGCUCGCCAGGGCUCUCAAGGGCAACGAGACCACCGCGGCGGUCAGCAACUGGACCUCGACGACCUCAGGCCCUCCCACCCCAGGCGCGCCGCAGCCGCUGCUGGCCUGGCUUCUGCUACCUCUGAUGCUGCUCGUCCUCCUCCUGCUCCUCGCCGCCUACUUCUUCAGGUUCAGGAAGCAGAGGAAAGCCGUGGUCAGCGCCAAUGACAAGAAGAUGCCCAACGGGAUCCUGGAAGAACAAGAGCAACAAAGAGUGAUGCUUCUCAGCAGGUCCCCCUCCGGGCCCAAGAAGUACUUUCCCAUCCCCGUGGCGCAUCUGGAGGAGGAGAUCCGAGUCCGCUCCGCAGAUGACUGCAAACGCUUUCGGGAGGAGUUCAAUUCGUUGCCGUCUGGACACAUACAAGGAACUUUUGAACAGGCCAAUAAGGAAGAAAACAGAGAAAAAAACAGAUACCCCAACAUCCUUCCCAAUGAUCAUUCCAGGGUGAUUUUGAGCCAGGUGGAUGGAACCCCGUGUUCAGAUUACAUUAAUGCUUCCUACAUAGAUGGUUACAAAGAGAAGAAUAAAUUCAUCGCCGCUCAAGGCCCCAAACAAGAGACAGUUAACGACUUUUGGAGAAUGAUCUGGGAGCAGAAGUCCGCCACCAUCGUCAUGUUGACGAACCUGAAAGAAAGGAAAGAGGAGAAGUGCUCGCAGUACUGGCCGGACCAGGGAUGCUGGACCUACGGGAACAUCCGCGUGUGCGUGGAGGACUGCGUGGUUCUGGUAGAUUACACCGUCCGGAAGUUCUGCAUACAGUCCCAGCUCCCCGAUGGCUGCAAAGCCCCACGGCUCGUCUCCCAGCUGCACUUCACCAGCUGGCCCGACUUCGGAGUGCCUUUCACCCCCAUCGGGAUGCUGAAGUUCCUGAAGAAAGUGAAGGCCCUCAACCCCAUCCAUGCCGGGCCCAUCGUGGUCCACUGUAGCGCUGGUGUGGGCCGGACGGGCACCUUCAUCGUGAUCGAUGCCAUGAUGGACAUGAUGCACAGCGAGCAGAAGGUCGAUGUCUUUGAAUUCGUGUCCAGAAUUCGCAACCAGCGCCCUCAGAUGGUGCAAACGGACAUGCAGUACACGUUCAUUUACCAAGCCUUACUGGAGUACUACCUCUACGGGGACACCGAGCUGGACGUGUCCUCCCUGGAAAAGCACCUGCAGACGUUACACAGCACCGCCGCCCACUUCGACAAGAUCGGGCUGGAGGAGGAGUUCCGGAAACUGACCAAUGUCCGGAUCAUGAAGGAGAACAUGAGGACGGGCAACCUGCCUGCGAACAUGAAGAAGGCCAGGGUCAUCCAGAUCAUCCCAUAUGACUUCAACCGGGUGAUCCUCUCCAUGAAAAGGGGUCAGGAAUACACAGACUAUAUCAACGCCUCGUUUAUAGAUGGCUACCGACAAAAGGACUACUUCAUCGCCACCCAGGGGCCGCUGGCACACACCGUGGAGGACUUCUGGAGGAUGGUGUGGGAGUGGAAGUGCCACACGGUCGUGAUGCUGACGGAGGUCCAGGAGAGAGAGCAGGAUAAAUGCUACCAGUAUUGGCCAACAGAGGGCUCCGUGACUCAUGGCGAAAUAACAAUCGAAAUAAAAAGUGAUACGCUUUCGGAAGCCAUCAGCAUACGGGACUUCCUGGUCACCUUCAAUCAGCCCCUGGCCCACCAGGAGGAGCAGACCCGCAUGGUCCGCCAGUUCCACUUCCACGGCUGGCCCGAGAUCGGGAUUCCGGCCGAGGGCAAAGGCAUGAUCGACCUCAUCGCGGCUGUGCAGAAGCAGCAGCAGCAGACGGGCAACCACCCCAUCACCGUGCACUGCAGUGCUGGAGCCGGGCGAACAGGCACCUUCAUAGCGCUCAGCAACAUUCUGGAACGAGUAAAAGCCGAGGGCCUUUUAGACGUGUUCCAAGCUGUGAAGAGUUUGCGACUUCAGAGACCACAUAUGGUGCAAACCCUGGAACAGUAUGAGUUCUGCUACAAAGUGGUACAAGAUUUUAUUGAUAUAUUUUCUGAUUAUGCUAAUUUCAAAUGAAAAUUCCUGCCUUAAAAUAUUUUUUAAUUUAAUGGUCAGUAUAUUUUAUAAAAAUCAUGUUAAUUUAUUUCAUAGUUGACAUUAAUGCCCGUCCUAAUUUCUCUGUGUAUAUUUUGUUAUGCUUUGAAGGCCACUUGCUGUAAAAACUGGAACCAUGUAUUAAGGUCAAGUAAUAUCCCAUAAAAUAUAUUUCUGCUAAUACCAGUAAAUAUGUUAAUUUUGCAUCAGAUGCAUCCCAUUGUUGAAUUUCACACGUGCAGCACUUCCAAAUGUUAAAAAUCUGAAUAUGCAACGUGUGCUUCUGCAGGAGAGAAAAUACAAAGCCUGCGCUGUUAAGAAAGCAGUCAAGACUCAAGAACCAGGAAAAUUCUCUUUCCUGACAUUGUUUUUACAGUCCUGGGCAGUGGCAUUUGGGGGGGAAGGUGAAAUGUUCACGAGAUAGAUACACUGUAAAUAAGGAAUCCUGUGAAAUCCUC